Messenger RNA from Symbiodinium sp. CCMP2592, 534 nucleotides. NCBI's taxonomy places the organism in Eukaryota, Dinophyceae, Suessiales, Symbiodiniaceae. The record is from the annotation of a GenBank genome assembly.
AUGGCAGAAGUUGCAGCAGGCCAAGACUUCCAGACGCUGGAAGGAUGGUGCGAGGAGGCUGUGCGGCGAUGGAACCAAACACUCAGUGGCUCUGGCGAGGAUGAGGGACAGGAGGCUCGUCGCUUCAAGGCUGUCUCCUACACAGUCAGAUUUCUCCUGGCUGUAAUCCUUCUGUGCGUUGCCGCUGCUGCGUGCGCGGGAUACCGCCUACAGGACAUCUACCAGGCAUGCCGCAUCCCAGCGGCCCCAGCGACCCCGGUUCCAGAGGAGGAGCUGGCUCCUCGAUCAGGGCUGCUGCUGCUUGUCAUCGGGCUGAUCACUGUGUUUCAGCUUGCUGUCAUUAUCUUGGUCGCCAACUGUUGCGCGGGCCCGCGCAGCAAAGAGGCAGCAAAGCGGUUCGGGGAUGGGUUCAACAGACGACAUUCCAAACCAGGCUCAGAGCAGCUAAACCUGAAGUAUGUUUGGGAAGUGUUGCGGAUCUGUCAUGCUUUCAAUUUCGGGUGUGCAUCUGUUUCGGUGUUUGCGUUGUUUUGA